CGGCCGGCGGCAGCCCCCGGCACCGCAGCCGGCCAGGGCCGAGGCCGCCUAGCUCCCCGUGGGGCCGGGGCCGCGGCAGCCCCGCCUGGGACAGCCCCGCCUGGCGCAGCGUGGGGGCGGUGGGGCCGGGCCUGGGCCGCUCGGGCUCCGCCUGCCGCCGCCCGGGGGAGGGUAGGCGGGCCGCGGGGAACGGGGUAGGCCGCGGUUUCGGGCCUGGGCCUGGCCGCGGUCUGUUUGCGGGCUAAACCCUGCCGUGCCCGGGCGCGGCAGCCCGCGGAGGCUCGAGUUGUGCCUCACAAGCCCCGUGGGAGCGGGGAGGGCGGCCCGGCUGUGGGGGGCUGCGGGCGAGCUUAGGCCUCGGUAAGGCUUUUAGCGUGCCCUGGCCACAAAGUUACAGCGUGAUGCCUCAGACCAGCUGACAGGUUGCUAAAUCUGCUUUUACGCAGGGGCAUCUGAAGCUGUUGAGGCACCUGGACCUUGAAAUGAGGAUGAAACACAUCUGAAAAUGGGGUAGGCGCUAAAUCCGGGAGGACUUAAGGCUGGAGAUAGCACACCCCGUAAGGUGGUGUACCGACGUACUCAGAAUGUUGAUGGAUAUAACUUUCCUCGGCACAGGCUCAGCGUAUCCCUCUCCAACAAGAGGAGCAUCAGCAUUAGUGCUUCACAGGGAAGGAGAGUGCUGGCUCUUCGACUGUGGAGAGGGAACCCAAACACAGUUCAUGAAGAGCCAUCUCAAAGCAGGCAGAAUUACCAAGAUUUUCAUAACUCAUCUUCAUGGUGACCACUUCUUUGGACUUCCUGGCCUGCUGUGUACACGUAACCUCCAAAGUAGCCCUGACCCAAACAAACCACCUCUUGAUAUUUAUGGACCAUUGGGACUGCGAAACUUCAUAUGGAGGAGUAUGGAGCUCUCCCACUCACAAUUUCUCUUUCCCUACACUGUUCAUGAACUGGUACCUACACGGGACCAGUGCCCCUCAGAAGAAUUUAAGGAGUUUUGUCACUUGGACAGAGAUGAGGUAUCUCCCCAGGGAACACAAGGGAGAAUACUCCACCUGGAUCCAGUAGAAAACUCUUACUUGCUGGUUGAAGAUGAGGAGAUAGUUCUGAAAGCAUUUCGCCUAUUUCACUGCAUUCCUUCCUUUGGCUUUGUGGUAGAAGAGAAGCCCCGGACCGGUAAACUCAACGUACAGAAACUGAAAGACCUUGGAGUUCAACCAGGUCCUUUAUAUGGGAAACUGAAGAAUGGAACUGCAGUUGUUCUAGAAAAUGGAGUAAUGAUUUCUCCUUCUGAUGUUUUAGAAGACCCUAUUCCUGGAAGAAAAAUUUGCAUUUUGGGGGAUUGUUCAGGUGUGGUUGGAGAUGCGGCUGUGAAGCUUUGCUGUGAAGCAGAUGUACUGAUACAUGAAGCUACAUUAGAUGAUACCCAGGAGGAAAAGGCCAGAGAGCAUGGUCAUAGCACUCCAAAAAUGGCAUCAGAUUUUGAAAAAUUGUGUAAAGUUAAGAAACUGGUUUUCACUAACUUCAGUCAGCGGUAUAAACCAGCUGCUCAGAGAGGUGAGGGGGGUAUGGACGUCACCGAACUGAAGUGACAGGCAGAGUCAGUGUUAGAUGGUCAAGAAGUAACAUUAGCUGAGGAUUUUAUGACAAUAGAAAUUCCAAUGAAAAAUGAGAAAUAGCGUUAGCAAGCUCUGCAUGAAGACAAAGUAGGAUGGUGUUGGAUAGCACUUAAAAAUACUGGUGGUGUUUCUGGUACCAUAGAAUGACAGAAUCAUUUAGGUUGGAAAAGACCUGUAAGAACAUCAAGUGCAACCGUUAGCUCAGCACUGCCAAGCCCACCACUAUCCAUAUGAGUUCUUUUCUGUGGCACGCAGAGAACUGUUGCAAACUAGAGAGAGUACUAGGUACAGUUAGCGUUGCUUUUGUAAAGGAUACGCAAACAUCUGGAAUUAGGAACAAAUUCAUAAGUGAUGGUUUCAGACACCUAGCUUCCCCAGAAACUGAAUGUGUAGACUGGUGCAAGCCUUCACAGCCUUUUUCUUUUCAGCCAAGGUUUUCCUUGGACCACAGAUUCCGGGAGCAGAACACUGGAUCAUUUAGCUUAAUACAGCCCUCUGGAAGGUUUGUUUUCUGCACCAGAAUUUAAGAUAGCUCGCCUGUUGCAAGCUUUUGAAUAACGUCUAUUUCAAACUUGUAUACAGUAUUUUGUAACUGUAAGGGGACUGAAACUAAUAAAAGUACUUAUAACUCUGCCAAGUGUUUGUAACUAGGGGUGUUGCUAUGCUUGAGUUGAGGAGCGCUUCUAAUUCCCCCUUUGCAUAUGAAGUUUUCUCAUAAAUAAAAACAGUUUAGGCUUCCUAUCAAAAGUGAA
Falco peregrinus (peregrine falcon) is the source of this 2371-nucleotide messenger RNA. Its product is annotated as zinc phosphodiesterase ELAC protein 1. The transcript has 5 exons. Gene Ontology annotation, molecular function: 3'-tRNA processing endoribonuclease activity. The record is from RefSeq and is a predicted model, not a curated record. Gene Ontology annotation, cellular component: nucleus. NCBI's taxonomy places the organism in Eukaryota, Metazoa, Chordata, Aves, Falconiformes, Falconidae. The coding region runs from base 585 to 1592 and encodes 335 amino acids.